Messenger RNA from Monascus purpureus, 1608 nucleotides. The record is from the annotation of a GenBank genome assembly. Lineage: Eukaryota; Fungi; Ascomycota; Eurotiomycetes; Eurotiales; Aspergillaceae.
AUGACCGGCGAAAAGUAUCAUGACGCUCUAGUCGUCGGAACUGGAUUCGGCGGCUUGUACCAGCUCCACCUGCUCAAGCAGCUCGGGCUAGAUGUCAAGGCUGUCGACGGAGCCGGCGAUGUGGGAGGCACCUGGUACUGGAAUCGCUAUCCUGGCGCGAGAACGGACGUCGAGAGCUACGUCUACCGUUAUUCCUGGGACAAGCAACUGCUGGAGGAUGCUCCGUGGAAGCACAACUACGCCGUCCAGCCUGAACUGCAAGCCUACUUCCAGGAAGUCGCGCGCAAGCAUGACCUGUACCCGCAUAUCCAGUUCAACACGGAGGUGCAAGCGGCCACAUGGGACGAUGAGAAGAAUCUGUGGCACGUCAAGCUCAGCACUGGCGAGACACUCACCGUGCGCUACAUCGUCGCUGCCGUCGGCAUCCUGCAUAAGAAGCAUCUACCUGAUAUCCCCGGUCUGGAUACCUUCAAGGGACAGGUUACGCACAGCGCGGCAUGGAAACCGGAGAUCCAGUGGGAGAACAAACGCGUCGCCGUCAUCGGCAGCGGUGCCUCGGGCGUGCAGCUGGUGAGCGCACUGAGCGAAACGGCCCAGACGCUCACGCACUUCAUCCGACACGCGCAAUAUGUCAUCCCGACUGCCUUCCGCGAGAUCAGCCCCGAGGAGCGCAAGCUGAUCAACGAGCGGUACGAGAAGACGUGGCAUCAGGUCUUCACGUCGACCGUGGGCAUGGGCUUUCCCGAGCCCAACAGACCGGCCUUCUCCGUCUCCCCCGAAGACAGAGAGACCAUCUUCCAGGACCUCUGGGAACAAGGCAGUGGCUUCCGCUUCCUGUUCGGCGGCUUCUCGGACCUGGUCACGGACGCAGACGCGAACCGGGAAGCCAUCAAGUUCAUCCACAGAAAGAUCAGGGAAACCGUCAAGGAUCCCAAGAAGGCGGAGGUUCUCAUCUCAUCCGACUUCUUCGCCCGCCGUCCACUGACGGACGACAAGUACUACGAGCGGUUUAAUCAGGAUAACGUGCUCGCGGUGGAUCUGAAGAAGACACCCAUCGAGGCCAUCACUCCGGACGGCAUUAAGACCUCCGAUGGCACCGUGCAUCCCGUGGACCUGAUUGUCUUCGCAACCGGAUUCGACGCCAUUGACGGCAGCUACUACCGCAUCGAUUUCAAGGGACGAGGCGGGAAGGGCCUAAAGGAACACUGGGCCGAAGGACCCCGAGCGCACCUGGGCGCGACGACGUCCAGUUUUCCCAAUCUGUUCUUCGUCAACGGACCCGGGGCGCCGUUCGCGAAUAACCCUCCCAUCGCCGAAGAGGGGGCUCGAUUCGCAGCGGGCCUGAUCGCACACACGGAGGACCUUCGCAAGAAGGGUACCGGUCACGGAGUCGUCGAGAGCACGAAGGAAUCGGAUGACGAGUGGCAGGAUCAAUUGGACAAGGUUGCCGAUGCCACGCUCUUCUCGAAGACGCCUUCGUGGUUCUUUGGAGAGAAUAUCCCGGGCAAGAAGGUGGCUGCGAGGUUCUUUUUCGGUGGUUUGGGUAGAUUCCGUGCUGCUCUUGCGGAUUCCAAAGCCAAUGGAUACCCUGGGUUUCAUUUUGGAUAG